Molecule: messenger RNA, 1047 nt
Organism: Peronospora farinosa
Lineage: Eukaryota; Oomycota; Peronosporomycetes; Peronosporales; Peronosporaceae
Source: the annotation of a GenBank genome assembly
AUGAGACUCCUUUGCAAUUACAUGGACGCAGUCCUGACAGCCACAUUCUCGUCAACACGCAGCUCUUCGUCUAGCAGUGCCACAACAUCCAAGAAGAACAAGAAAACUCUGCGUCAGUCUCUACAAUUGCAACCCACUCACGAAUCCGUGGUCUUAAUGCAAGUCUCUACUAAAAUCAUCCGAUCACCACCACAACGGUUGACGGACUUGAAGACCAUGGAGACUUUGGCGCCGGCACUUUUUGGAGAAGUGCUUCUAUGUCUCGACUCCAAGACGUGUCGACAAGUCGCCGUCAAGCGCGUGGACCUCCGCUGUGCUCGCGCUCAAGUGACGAUCGGUACCGAGAUCCAAGUGGUUGAAAGCUUGCAACAGGAACGCGCCAUUCACCGUAAACUCGUAGCUGCACGAACGACGAACCUGUUGCUAUUGGAGGAAGAGAUUCAAUGUGGUGGCAAUUUGUACCUGGUUUUCCCUUUCUGCUCCGGUGGCGACUUGUUUGACGUUGUGCGUCAGAGUCCAACAAAAGGUCAACUACCCGAAGCAACCGCUCGUCGGUUCCUUCGCGAUGUCGUAUGUGGCUUGCUUUGUAUGAAGGAGAAUGGUUUGGCUCAUCGUGACAUUUCAUUGGAAAAUGUGCUACUAGAUGCUAAAGGUGUUUGUUACGUCUGCGACUUUGGUCUGGCUACUCAGCAUGGCAAACUUCUAGCUCCUGGACGAGUUGGAAAAGUCUGGUACAUGGCUCCUGAAGUCUUCCGAGCAAAAGAAUCUUACAACCCAUUGACAGCAGACAUUUGGUCUCUUGGUGUCUUGCUUGCAAUCAUGUUAUCCGGAGCUCCUCUUGUCGAAAAACCAAGCUCGGAAGACCGUCACUUUCGUGUGUUAAGUGAAGGUGGUGGUGGCAUUCGCAACCUGUGUCAAAGGUUUCCUCGGAAGCUCUCGGAUCAAGCCUAUGACCUCAUGGAAAAGCUAUUAACCAUCAAUCCACAUCAACGACCGACACUUGAACAAGUAGCCAAACACCCGUUCCUAGCACCACCUUGUAGAUAG